UGAUGGGUAUCGGUCAAAUCGGUGGCAUUGUCAUGCCUCUAAUUUAUAGAGAAGUUGAUAAGCCGAUGUAUCGACGCGAGCACUUAAUUUGUGGUGGAUUGAUAGCUGUUAGUAUGGUUGCUACCAUUAUUUUACGCAUUUAUUUAAUGAAAGAAAAUAACCGGCGAACAAAUUUAUCACCUGAAGAAUAUACACGUGAAGUUACUAUCAAAGAACCUUGCGAUCGCGUAGGUUCAUAUUUGAUUUCUUAUUUUACAACGUGUGUAUUCUAA
Rotaria sp. Silwood1 is the source of this 272-nucleotide messenger RNA. The record is from the annotation of a GenBank genome assembly. NCBI's taxonomy places the organism in Eukaryota, Metazoa, Rotifera, Eurotatoria, Philodinida, Philodinidae.